Molecule: messenger RNA, 4641 nt
Organism: Rangifer tarandus platyrhynchus (Svalbard reindeer)
Lineage: Eukaryota; Metazoa; Chordata; Mammalia; Artiodactyla; Cervidae
Source: the annotation of a GenBank genome assembly
AUGGACAGUUAUUUUAAAGCAGCAGUCAGUGACUUGGACAGACUUCUCGAUGAUUUUGAACAGAAUCCAGAUGAACAAGAUUAUCUCCAAGAUGCACAAAAGGCGUAUGAUUCUAAGCACUAUUCAGUCUCUUCGGAGUUGACUGCCUCACAAGUAACUUCAUUGCUACCAAAGGAUCAACAGUGCAUUAAUUGUUGUGUCUCAUCAGAAACAGGUUAUGAGACAAAUCAGAUUGCCCUGAGUGAAGAAAUACUUGAGGGACUAACUUCUAUACAGAAUGAAAAAAAUGUAGCAGGGCUUGAUCUCCUUUCUUCUGUGGAUAGUGGCACUUCAGAUGAAAUCCAGCCCCUAUAUAUGGGACGAUGUAGUAAACCUGUUUGUGAUCUGAUAAGUGACAUGGGUAAUUUAGUUCAUGUAACUAAUAGUGAAGAAGAUAUUAAAAAACUAUUGCCAGAUGAUUCAAAGUCUAGUGCAGAUUCCUUGGUGGGACUGGAUUUAUCUUCAGUGUCAGAAACUUUCUGUGUGUCUUCAACAGACCAUGGUAAUAAUACUGUCAGAGAGGAACAGAAUGAUGUCAGCUCUGAAUUACAAAGCAGAGGAAUCAGUGGAACCACAGAAUUUGGUGUAAAAGUGGAUACAGUACUUUCAGAUUCAUGUAAUUACAAUGAAAAAGAAAAUGUAGAGGAUAAAAAGAUCUCUAAUCAGUCAGAACCAGUUGUUGAUUUUAACAUGCCAUCUGCUUUGACUCAACAAAGUUCCAAAGUGUUUGAUGCCAAAGACCACCCACAACACAAGAACCAGCUAUGUGAGUUAGUAAAAGCUGUUGGCUGUUUGGUAGAAGAGGAGGAAGAGGUGCCAGUUAAAGCUGCCACAGAAUGUUUAAAAGAAGGAGGCACAAGUGCUUUGUCUUGCAGUCUUCCAAAAAAUGGAGGCUUAUGCUUAAAUGGUUCAUAUUUAAGAGAUGAAAACUCCGAGUUACCCGACUUUUCCAUUGAGGAAGAUAGGACUGCUAUAUUUAUAAAAGAAUCUGCAAAAGAAGACUCCAGAAAUUUAGAUCUUAAUGAUAAUAGAGAUGUAAUCCAAGAUUCUGCUUCAGCUUUACAUGUUUCAAGUGAAAAUACAUACUCCUCACUGUCCUGUCUUCCAGUAGCUGGGUCUUUGUGUGGAUCUUUAAUUGACAGUAAAGGUCAUGGUGAUUUUUUACCCCAGAAUGAAAAUAAAGAUGAUGUACAGGAUGCAGUGACUGUAUAUGAAGAAAUACAGAAGAAAGUUACUCCAGGUGGGGAAUCUUUGAAGGAGACUGAUCUUUUGAAACAGGAUAAAUGUGAAAACAUACUUCAUCAGCCAUUAGCUGAAAAGAUGGGAGAUAGAAAGGUAGAUUCUAACCAGAUGGUAAUUAGGGUUGAGUCUGUGGAUUACCCUGAUAACAGCAGCUCUUGUACAGCUGCAGGAUCUCAGAUAGAGCUUUCUGGUGGUAGUGCCCCAGCAUCUCCUGAUCAUUGUCAUGGUCUCACUUUUUCAAGCAGUGAUAUUGACGGACAAGACUUAGAUUACUUUAACAUUGAUGAAGGCAUGAAAAGUGGCGCACCAGUUAGUGAUGCUGAACUUGAUGCCUUUCUCACUGAACAGUAUCUUCAGACGAGUAACAUAAAAUCAUUUGAAGAAAAUAUAAAUGAUGCAAAAUCUCAAAUGAAUCAGAUAGAUAUGAAAGGCCUGGAUGAUGGAAGUAUUGAUAAUAUAUAUUUCGAUGCUGAAGCAGGAGCUACUGGGGAAAGUCCUGGUAUUAAUAUGAUUUGUGAAACAGUUGAUAAACAAAAUACAGCUGAAAAUGGUAGCCUUUCUUUAGGCGAAAAAAGUACAGUUCCAGUUGAACAAGGGUUAUCUAGCAGUAAGUCUGAGAUUACAAAUGAAUUAUCAGUCUCUGAUAGUAACAGUCAGUCUGUUCAUGUUGGAGGGGCCAGACCUAAGCAAUUGUUUAGUGUUCCAUCAAGAACAAGGAGUUCAAAGGAACCAAAUAAACUGGAUAUUCCAAAUAUGCCUGAAAGUAAACCCAGGAUAACAAAUACCACUGUUCCAACCACCUAUACUACAGAUUCUGUGACUGACCCUCAGGUUAGCUUCAAUUCUAAUUACAUUGAUAUAGAAAGUAAUUUUGAAGGUGGAUCCAGUUUUGUAACUGCAAAUGAAGAAUCUCUUCCUGCAAACACUUGCAAAGAUGGCCUUGUUUUGGGCCAGAAACAACCUACUUGGGUUCCUGAUUCAGAAGCUCCAAACUGUAUGAACUGCCAAGUCAAAUUUACUUUUACGAAACGGAGACAUCAUUGCCGAGCAUGCGGAAAAGUAUUUUGCGGUGUCUGUUGUAAUAGGAAGUGUAAAUUGCAAUAUCUAGAGAAGGAGGCAAGAGUAUGUGUAGUCUGCUAUGAGACUAUUAGUAAAGCUCAGGCAUUUGAAAGGAUGAUGAGUCCAACUGGUUCUAAUCUUAAAUCUAAUCAUUCUGAUGAGUGUGCCACCAUCCCGCCUCUUCAGGAGACUCAAACAUCGAGUAUACCUUCACCUACAACUUUACCAAUCUCAGCACUGAAACAACCAAGUGUUGAAGGAUUAUGCUCCAAAGAACAGAAGAGAGUAUGGUUUGCAGAUGGUAUAUUGCCCAAUGGUGAAGUUGCAGAUACAACAAAAUUAUCAUCUGGAAGUAAAAGAUGUUCUGAAGACUUUAGUCCUCUCUUACCCGAUAUGCCGUUGAUGGUAGACACAGUGGACCAUGCCCAUUCUAUUCCAGUGGAAGAACCAAACAGUGACACAGGAGAUACAAGAAAUGAGAUAAUUCGAAGUCCUACUUCUCAGGUUCCACCUGUGGAAAAACUGCCUGCAAACACAGGAACUGAGGGGUUGCCUGCAUCUGCUGCUUUUACACUAGACGAUGAUGUUUUUGCAGAAACCGAGGAACCAUCAGGUCCUACUGAUGUCUUGGUUAACAGCAGUUUACCUGUUGCUAGUGCUUCAGAUUAUAGGUUAUUGUGUGGUAUUGAUGAUAAUGUUUGCAAUAAGAUUAGUCUUCUACCUGAUGAUGAGGACAGCUUGCCCCCCCUUCUGGUUACAUCUGGAGAAAAGGGAUCAGUGCCUGUAGUAGAAGAACACCCAUCUCAUGAACAAAUCAUUUUGCUUCUUGAAGGCGAAGGUUCUUGUCCUGUUACAUUUGUCUUAAAUGCUAAUCUACUUGUGAAUGUCAAGUUAGCAUUUUAUUCCUCAGACAAAUACUGGUACUUCUCAACCAAUGGAUUGCAUGGCUUGGGACAGGCAGAAAUUAUUAUUCUGUUGUUAUGUUUGCCAAAUGAAGAUACUAUUCCUAAGGACAUCUUCAGAUUGUUUAUCACCAUUUAUAAGGAUGCUCUGAAAGGAAAAUAUAUAGAAAACUUGGACAGUAUUACCUUUACUGAGAGUUUUCUCAGCAGCAAGGAUCAUGGAGGAUUUUUAUUUAUUACACCUACUUUUCAGAAACUUGAUGAUCUCCUAUUACCAAGUAAUCCUUUUCUUUGUGGAAUUCUUAUCCAGAAGCUAGAGAUUCCCUGGGCAAAGGUUUUUCCUAUGCGUUUAAUGUUGAGAUUGGGUGCAGAAUAUAAAGCAUAUCCUGCUCCUUUAACAAGUAUCAGAGGCCGAAAACCUCUUUUUGGAGAAAUAGGACACACUAUUAUGAACUUACUUGUUGACCUUCGAAAUUACCAGUAUACCUUGCAUAAUAUAGAUCAGCUGUUGAUUCAUAUGGAAAUGGGGAAGAGCUGCAUAAAAAUACCUCGGAAAAAAUACAAUGAUGUAAUGAAAGUAAUAAAUUCUUCUAAUGAGCAUGUCAUUAGCAUUGGAGCUAGUUUUAGUACAGAAGCAGAUUCUCAUCUAGUCUGUAUACAGAAUGAUGGAGUUUAUCAGACACAGGCCAACAGUGCUACUGGCCAUCCUAGAAAAGUGACAGGUGCAAGCUUUGUGGUAUUCAAUGGAGCUCUAAAAGCAUCCUCAGGAUUUCUUGCUAAGUCCAGCAUAGUUGAAGAUGGCUUAAUGGUACAAAUAACUCCAGAGACUAUGGAUGGCUUGCGGCUAGCUUUACGAGAACAAAAAGACUUUAAAAUUACAUGUGGGAAAGUUGAUGCUGUGGACAUGAGAGAAUAUGUGGACAUCUGCUGGGUAGAUUCUGAAGAAAAAGGAAACAAAGGUGUUAUUAGUUCAGUGGAUGGAAUAUCAUUACAAGGAUUUCCAAGUGAAAAAAUAAAACUGGAAGCAGAUUUUGAAACUGAUGAGAAGAUUGUAAGGUGUACUGAGGUAUUCUACUUUCUAAAGGACCAGGAUUUAUCUAUUUCAGCAACUCGUUACCAAUUUGCAAAAGAAAUCGCCAUGGCUUGUAGUGCUGCACUAUGCCCUCACUUGAAAACUCUAAAGAGUAAUGGGAUGAAUAAAAUUGGCCUCAGAGUUUCCAUUGACACUGAUAUGGUUGAAUUUCAGGCAGGAUCUGAAGGCCGACUUCUUCCUCAGCAUUAUCUUAAUGAUCUUGAUAGUGCUCUAAUCCCUGUGAUCCAUGGUGGGACCUCCAGCUCUACUAGUUUACCAUUAGAAAUAGAAUUAGUAUUUUUUAUUAUAGAAAAUCUUUUUGAGUGA